AUGGCGGGCGCAACGGUAUGCGCAGUGUUCACGCCUGGACACGCUACAGACCACAUGUGCUUCCUCGUCGAAGAAGAGAAAGCGCUGUUAACGGGGGAUAACUUCCUGGGUCACGGUUUUGCUGUCGUGCAGGACGUGGCGGAGUACAUGACUAGUCUGGCGCGCAUUGCAGCGCUGGGUUGUCAGCGCGGUUGCCCAGCCCACGGGGCGGUCAUCGAGAACUUGCCUGUGAAGAUGCAGGUGUAUAUCCACCAUAACGAGGUGCGAGUGCAACGGGUCAUCGCCGCGCUGGCGGGCGGAGAGAAACUCCCCGGGAAAAGGGUCAGCAUGACGGUUCCCGAAAUGGGAGGGCCAUUUAUGGCGAGGUGCCCAGGGAGAUUGUCGAGAAUGCCAUUGUGCCGUUCCUAUCGCAGGUCUUGA
Molecule: messenger RNA, 420 nt
Organism: Penicillium soppii
Lineage: Eukaryota; Fungi; Ascomycota; Eurotiomycetes; Eurotiales; Aspergillaceae
Product: Metallo-hydrolase/oxidoreductase
Exons: 1
Coding region: 1-420 (139 amino acids)
Biological process (GO): secondary metabolite biosynthetic process
Source: RefSeq, a predicted model, not a curated record